UCCAGGCCGGCCUUUUGGGUUUCCAGUCGUUGUUUCAGACCGGACGCAUUUUCAUUGCGACACAGCCGUCAUGGACGGUGAAUCCAAGCGAGUUUUGGAAUAUUUGACUGAAGUGGAGGUAGCAGCUGAAGAUGUUCUCACGACAAAACAGCAAAUAGUGGACCUUGACACAAAGAGAAACAGGAACAGAGAGGCACUGAACGCACUGAAAAAUGAAGUGUCAGAUUCAGAGAAAGUGAAGGUUUGUUUUGGAAGCGUGUUUAUCAAAUUUCCCAAGUUGAAGAUGACGGAGAUGAUUCAGAAAGACCAAAAGCAGCUGGACAUGGAAAUAAAUGACCUGCGCAAAGGACUGAAAGCAAAAGUCAAUCGUCUCAAUGAGAUGCAAGGAAAACCUGAGCUGAGAGGCUACAAUCUUUCUCCUCUCUCCUCUGAUGAAAUCAAAGCUAUUAGCGGCCUUUUGAAAAAGUGACAUCAUAUCUGCCAUCUCCUGAAUUUUCUAAGGCAAAAAUUGUUGACAGAAUUGCAAGGAUCCCCAUCUGCAACUCAAACAUGCUUACCUCUGGAUGAUCUGAUGACACAAAGUUAGCCUCCUGGACGAUCAACAGUGUGAAUGUAAAUUACAUCCUGCCUUUCAUUAAUGUUUUCAACAUUUUUUAAACAUUACAUAAAAAUAUAUCUAUGUUGUAUCUUUGUGCAUAUUUAAUGUGUUAUUUUGGAACAACUUAAAGUAUUUUUGUAUUCUCUUAUAGAGCUCUUUAAUUUUCCACAAAUUUAUUCCCACA
This is a messenger RNA of Acanthopagrus latus (yellowfin seabream), 782 nucleotides long. RefSeq names its product p53 and DNA-damage regulated 1 (gene pdrg1). The coding region runs from base 71 to 469 and encodes 132 amino acids. Gene Ontology annotation, cellular component: prefoldin complex. NCBI's taxonomy places the organism in Eukaryota, Metazoa, Chordata, Actinopteri, Spariformes, Sparidae. The record is from RefSeq and is a predicted model, not a curated record. Gene Ontology annotation, biological process: protein folding. The transcript is spliced from 5 exons.